AUGCACCCAUUCUCCAUCCUCACCCUCGGCAUCUUUGUAGCUGGCUACACUACUGCGCGCUGGGACCUCGUCACUCGCUUGUAUGAGCUUGCUAUUUUUGCCUGGGAAUAUCAAGUCGCCGUUCGAGCUGCCAAAGGUGCCAUUGCCUUGACCGCUCUCUUCUUCAUUGUCGUUUUACCAGUCUACCUCCUGGCCAAGAAAGAGACGCAUCUCCAUCCAAGGCGGCCCGGUAUUGCCGUGUCAGCUCGAGAACAGCUACGGCGCCGAGGCUCAUUCUGA
This is a messenger RNA of Akanthomyces muscarius, 279 nucleotides long. RefSeq lists its product as uncharacterized. The record is from RefSeq and is a predicted model, not a curated record. The transcript has 3 exons. The coding region runs from base 1 to 279 and encodes 92 amino acids. NCBI's taxonomy places the organism in Eukaryota, Fungi, Ascomycota, Sordariomycetes, Hypocreales, Cordycipitaceae.